Molecule: messenger RNA, 1695 nt
Organism: Drepanopeziza brunnea f. sp. 'multigermtubi' MB_m1
Lineage: Eukaryota; Fungi; Ascomycota; Leotiomycetes; Helotiales; Drepanopezizaceae
Molecular function (GO): NADP binding; N,N-dimethylaniline monooxygenase activity; flavin adenine dinucleotide binding
Source: RefSeq, a predicted model, not a curated record
AUGAAAGCUCCAAUCCUACGUCAUAGCUUCCGAAGGGUUGUUUCUCUUAGACCUCGAACAAAAUUCGAACAGAACCUCAAAGCUCCCGCUCAGCUCCCGUCCAGCUCUUCUUUAUCCUUCCCAAAAUCUUCUUUACCAAUUUAUUCCUCGCUUGGGUUGUUUACAAUGGAGAGCCUAAUAUUCCACCCCUUCAUUUUAUUCUAUCAAUUGAUACAAUGGUUCCUGGACAAGCUCUUGUCUCCGGAAGCACCAGGCCCGGGAGCAGAUCUUGGUAGGCCCAAAAUUGCGAUUAUUGGGGCGGGCCUGACAGGAGUGGCUGCCGCAAGUCAUUGUGUCGGACAUGGAUUUGAUGUGCAGAUAUUUGAAGCUGGACCUAGGACACAACUGGGCGGUAUUUGGAGUCGAGUAAACAAUACAUCUGGCCUCCAAAUCCACAGCGUUAUGUACCGCUUCCACCCUUCCAUCCGUUGGCAAGGUGGGUACCCCAAUCGCCAGCAGAUCGUCUCCCAGAUUACGGAGCUGUGGAAACGCUAUGGCCUCGAAUCCAAGACGAGAUUCGAUACGAAAGUCGAGAAGGUAUAUAAAGACAAGCAAGGGCAAUGGGUCGUCAACGACACCUCCCUUGGACGCUUCGAUGGCAUCAUCGCUGCCGUCGGAACUUGUGGGGACAAAAAAAUGCCGCAAAUGCCUGGAAAGAGCAGGUUCAUGGGAGAAAUCUGCCACUCGAGCGACUUGACGGGCAAGGAAGUCAAGGGAAAGAAAAUGGUGAUUAUUGGCGGCGGUGCAAGUGCUGUCGAAGCAUUGGAGUUUGCAGCUCACGAGGAGGCGGGUAAGGUGUUCAUCUUAGCGAGGAGCGACAAGUGGAUCAUCCCCCGACAUGCAGUUAUUAACGUGUUGUUGUCGCUUAACAUUUUUGGUGGUGAGACGGUCCUCUCCUGGAUCCCGGAGCUCUUGCUCAAGAAAUUCUUUUACCGCGACCUCGAGGACCUUGCUCCAACCGACCAUGGUCUUUACACCGGUACACCGAUGGUCAACUCGGAUGUCAUGGAUAAGAUCCGAUCAGGCGAAGCAGAGUGGCUUCGAGGUGACAUCCUUGGUUUCACGGAAGGCGGCAUCAAGUUCAACCACCGCGGUAAAGGCGUCCCCGCCAACGGCCCCGGACGGGAGAGAGUCAUCCCAGCGGAUAUAGUGGUAAUGGCCACUGGCUUCGAGAGACCCAGCCUCAAGUUCCUCCCCGAUGACUCUUUCGUCGAGCCCUACAACCCACCGAAUUGGUACCUCCAGACCUUCCCGCCAGAGCACGUCUCCGUCUCGGCCAUCAACUGCACGUAUAUCAAUGCGAUCGGCUCGGUCGGAAACUGGCACAUUGGCAUCUACACGCGUAUCCUCCUUAUGUUCCUCUCCGAUCCUUUGACUCGUCCGAAGUCGUACUGGAUGGAGCGAUGGAUCGAUAUGACGCGCAUGCUGAAGACGUUUGCUCCGACUGGCGCUUUUGAUUUCUUCACGUACCUGGAGUUGAUCUGGUGGUUUGCGUUUUGCAUUGUCUUCAACCCCUUCAGGUGGAAGUGGGCGCUGUUUGUGUUCUUCGGCAUUGGGUAUAUGUUGCCGAAAAGGGUUGUGGAGGCAGAGGAUCGGGUGAGGAAUGGGAUGGGCUUGAAGAAUGGGACAGAUUAUGAUAAGGGGAGAAGUUUCUAG